Molecule: messenger RNA, 2545 nt
Organism: Humulus lupulus (European hop)
Lineage: Eukaryota; Viridiplantae; Streptophyta; Magnoliopsida; Rosales; Cannabaceae
Product: autophagy-related protein 13b
Exons: 4
Coding region: 352-2226 (624 amino acids)
Biological process (GO): autophagosome assembly; protein localization to phagophore assembly site; piecemeal microautophagy of the nucleus
Cellular component (GO): cytosol; Atg1/ULK1 kinase complex; extrinsic component of membrane
Source: RefSeq, a predicted model, not a curated record
UGGGUAUGGGCCCAAGGGCAUGCCUUAGAAGCCAACGGUCCCACCGCCCUUUCCCUAUCGAUGAAGAACUCAAACUCUUUCAUGGAUAUUGAUUGUUGAAGCAGAUAAGACCACCACCACCCCCAAUCAAAUAAACAAACCCUCUGUUUUCGCCGAUUCAAAUCCUAUUCCUUCAAUUUCAUGUCGACAUAAGAAAGCUUCUAUACAACGUAUGUAUAAAGAUAAAAAGUUCCCUCUCUGUGGGAAGAAUUAUCCUUACUCUGUGAAGUGAAUGCUUUUGAGUGGAUUCUGAGGUUGCCAGUUGUGUUUUUUUCAAAAGGGUAUGUCCCAAUUCUAGUAAUUUUUUAAGCUAUGGCAUCUUCAAACAGUAAUGCUCACACUGAAUCAGCAAAAAUGGAACAAAUAAUUACUGAAUUUUUUGCCAAAAGUCUUCAAAUAUUACUUGAAUCUAGGUCUCCCUGUUUGUCCUCGCGUAAUUAUAGCGGGGAACAGGGAAUUUCAUCACCAUCUUCCUCAUCAUCGUCCUCGUCUAGUGUGAGGCCGAGGGAUAAAUGGUUUAAUUUAGCACUAAGGGAAUGCCCUGCAGCGCUGGAGAAUAUUGAUCUCUGGCGCCAGAACAAUCUAGAACCUAUGGUGGUUGAUGUGAUUUUGGUCCAGAGACCUGUUGAUUGUGAUCCAAUGCAUUCUUCCACAAGGAAGGAGCUUGUUAGGAAUCUUUCAAUGAAAGAGAGGUAUCCUGUCUGCAUGAACUCUGAUCAAGAAGAGUAUGGGUGUUUGGAAAGGAGUGAAAAGAUUGUAGAGAGAUGGGUAGUGCAUUAUGAGAGUAGAAAGACUAGAGAUACUAGUCAUGGGAACAGGAGGUCUAGCAAUAGUACUUUGUAUAAGAAAACAAUCCUACUCUUGAGGUCUUUGUAUGCCACUGUUAGGCUGUUACCUGCUUAUAAGAUAUAUCAUGAUCUCAACUCUUCUAGUCAAAUUCGCCCAUUUACUCUUGCUCAUCGAGUAUCUUCUUUUGUUGAGCCAUUCACUCGUAGGGAAGAGGCAGAAAUGCAGAGAUUUGUGUUCACACCUGUGGAUACCUCUUGUGGUAGGCUUUGCAUUUCAGUGUUGUAUCGUUCAGAAAUCUCAGACAUAAACUCUGAACCAUCAACUCCAUUGUCCCCACAAGUUAUACCUGAUUAUGUUGGAAGCCCAUUGGCAGACCCCCUUAGACGGUUCCCAUCAAUUCCUGUGACUGGAGUAGCAUCUCAUGGUUCUCCAUCAUCUUCCCCAUUUACUAGGCGGCAUAGUUGGAGUUUUGAUGCAUAUAGAACUUCAACGCCUUUGGCUUCAUUCUCUCCUUCACCAACUCAUUCAGAACCUCAAGCUUUAAAUUCUAACCCAAGCUUUCGUCGCUUUCCACCUUCAAGCUUGCCUCCUCAUCCGCCUGAGACAUCUUUAAUUCAUAAGAAAGAUACAGCUUUUGACGAGUAUUUUCAGUCACCUGUAUUUUCUAUAUCAUCAUCACCUUCUGCUUCCCCAUCACCUCCAAUCCGUAUCCCUGGGAGUCAUCUAUCAAAUGCUCUUUUACGAUCGGAAAGUGCUCCAGUCCGCAUACCAAUGGCUAAGCUUGCUAAUUCCCCUGCAUUCAAGCAAACUUUGCCUCCAUCCCCUCCCCUUAAAAGUUUGAGAUCUAGUACGUAUAGGUCUGAUAAAGGCAUGGGUGUACUGCAUUCUGGGAUACCAAAUGAGAAGUUGUUCCCACUCAAGAAAGAGGAAAAUAGGCCAUUUUCCAGAAGCUCUAGUCGGUCAUUCCCAGAGGACUUUGAUGAGCCUGACUUCACUUGCCCAUUUGAUGUGGAUGAGGAUGAUAUUACAGAUCCUAGUAGCAGACCUGAAUCUUUCGAGCAGAAGGGACCUUUCUGUGAGCCACUUGAUCCUGAAGGAUCGUUUCCAACUAGGACCCAUGAUGCUGCUGUUGGUGCACUUGUUUUGAUGUUAAGAAAAGCCCCACCUCUCCGCCAAGAUUUCUCCAAGUCCGUAGAUUCAUCAGAUGUAUUAAGUCCUGAAAACUGGGGUAACACCAAUCAGAGUUCAGAUGCUCCAUUUCAGCAAGCUGCUUCUUCAAGUGUUAUGUCGUCGAGACUCGUUAUCUCUAAGACAACAGCUGAUGCACUAGAAGAGCUCCAAGGAUACAGGGAGCUGAAGAACUUGCUUUUAAGCCAAGGUUCCAAGUCUCAAAUAUAGUCUGGUAUAUGUUUGACAUAACAUACAGUCGGGAUUUUACUGGGUUUUGAAUUCAAUUAGUCUUGAAGUAUAUAUAAACACUUAAUAUGUACAGCAUUUUGGUCCAAGUUUUCUUGGUAAUGUUUUAUACGGCUGGUGCUUUCGAAAUUUUCUUUUUGUACAUAAUUAUAUGUGAGCAAUUUUCUUAAUAUAAGCAUAUAGAAAAAACCUAUUGUGUACAUAAUUAGUUAUAAAGUACUUUUCACAAUUGUAUAGUUCUUAUAUUUUCUUGUCUAGUCCCCUACUUGAACAAGUAUAUAAAUAUAUAGAUAUUUUUUUU